This is a messenger RNA of Bombus impatiens (common eastern bumble bee), 1441 nucleotides long. RefSeq lists its product as uncharacterized. NCBI's taxonomy places the organism in Eukaryota, Metazoa, Arthropoda, Insecta, Hymenoptera, Apidae. The transcript has 7 exons. The record is from RefSeq and is a predicted model, not a curated record. Bases 239 to 1069 code for a protein of 276 amino acids. Gene Ontology annotation, molecular function: odorant binding; olfactory receptor activity. Gene Ontology annotation, cellular component: plasma membrane. Gene Ontology annotation, biological process: sensory perception of smell; detection of chemical stimulus involved in sensory perception of smell.
GGAGUCAUCGAGUGUCUGCCACAUUUUAUCGCAUCUUCCAUCAGUGCUGUUAAAAUAUUAAAUAUGCAUUUCAACAGGCAAAAUGUGCGCUAAUUUCUUUUUAUAUAAAAAGUUCUGAACGAUGCAACAGGCAUAAAAACUUAUUUUUUUCUAGUUUCACAAAUUGUUCCAACUUGUGGCAAAACAAUGGCAGGAGCUGAAAUUAAACGACGAACUGCACAUUCUAGAGGAAACCGUCAUGCAAGGCAACAGAAUGGCGCAAUUUUACCAUAACACUUUAGUAACUUUUAUGGUAUUGUUCUUGCUGGUGCCACUAACUUCUCCAAUUCUCGAUAUUGUUCAUCCAAUAAACGGGACUCGAACACGCCAACAACUACUAAGAGUUAAUUAUAUAUUUUUUGACGGUGAUGACUAUUUUUUCUAUAUAUACUUACAAUUAUUUUGUGCGGCAGCUGUUGUUGUGUUCACCAUAAUUAGUACAGACUGGUUAUACAUGCUAAUAAUUCAUCACGCCAGUGGAUUAUUUGCAGUCUGUGGACACCGAGUUCAAAAAGCAACUGUAAAUCCAAACAACUCUACUGGUACAGCUGUUUCUGAGAAUUACACGUAUGAAAAGAUCCGGAAUUGUGCGGUAAUGCACAGUGAAGCCAUACUAUUUUACAAUAUAUUGAACGGAAGCAGUCAAGGUAGUUACUUAAUUCAGGUUGGAUUGAAUAUGUUGGGAAUAAGCGUGACAGCUGUCCAAAUAAUAGUAAACUUAGAUAGACCGGAGGAAGCAAUGCGAAGUGUUGCAUUUUGUGGGGCUAGUCAAUUUCAUUUGUUUCUACUCAGCUUACCUGGCCAGGUUCUCCUGGAUCAUUGCUCUGAUUUAGCAGAUAAUAUUUACAGCUCCACAUGGUACGGAACACCCGUGCAGAUUCAAAAAGUAAUAUACGUGAUGCAAAUAAGAUGCAAAAGAUUUUGUUCAUUGACGGCAGGUGGAUUGUACGAAAUGAAUAUAGAAAACUUCGGAGUAACUUUCAAAACUUGCAUGUCCUACAUUACAAUGUUGAUGUCUCUGAAGGACUGAACCUGCAUUACUAGUCAAAUGUAAUAUCAUCCACCGUUUAUUAUACACAGUUUUACCAAUCGUACAACUAAUAUAAUAGAUAGCUGACAUGUAAUACUGAACAUAUUGGAUGACUUUGGCAAAUAAAGAUAUAAAAACAUCCCUCAGAUAAAGUAUUAAUAUUUUUUUAUAGAAAUCAUACCUAAGUAACACACAUUCCGCACUAUUUCACAGAAUUCAUUUCCUAUAUUACUUCAAGCAUCAUUAUACGACUUUAGAUACAUGAAAUUGGUGAUAGUAUAAAGAUAACGCAAUCCUAUUGUUACAAUAUUCGCGUGUUGUGAACAGUGAUAAGCUUGUCAGUAGAGAAUCUUCAAUCGAAUGUCAGAGGAA